CUUAAGUUUAAGUGAUAAGACUGAUGAACCAUUUCAUUAUGAUUCAAGUACGGCCAGAAGAUUAUAUCUCCCCCCUGGCAUGCCUGGAGGUGGGCCCAAACGGGACAAAAUUCACUGCGCCUAGCGGGAUAAUACAAAGCCUCCGAUGCCGUUACAAAGAUUCACCCGAAAUGAUUUACGUUGUUGACGACGAUGUUGAGGAUAUUUUUGGCCAUAUCCUUCAGUACCUUCACAGUGGAGACUACUCUGUCCUUGUUCCAGCAGCCCAUGAACCGAGUCAUAUUGCAUGUGAAGAUGUAAUCGACGCUGCAACGCGAGAUCUGCUUCCCUUGAAAGAAAAUUUCUUUACGAGUCAUAAAGAUGUCCAGGAGAAGCCUGAAAAUUCGAUAACUGUAUCUUUGCCGCGAUGUGGAGAUGGAGACUACCUGUGCAAACAUCCCCAGACACUCCUCAUACAUGCUCGUUUGUAUGUCUUCGCUACUAGACAUGGGUUGUAUCGACUUCAAAAUGUGAGUUUGCAGAAGCUUUACUGGGCUCUCUCAGAAAUUCCAUUGGAUUUAGAAGAACUGGACGCAAUCGUCGAGCUUUUACGGAUUUCCAAUGGAAUAGGUGCCAUCAAUGAGCUCAUGAUUCAUUAUGUGUCAUUGCACCUGAAAACUCUCAUACGUUGUUCUAGUUUUGUUUCGUUCUUGGAGGAAGAUCAUAAUCUCAGUUACCGCCUGUUUGCCCAUCUAUGUGAUUCCUUGUGA
This is a messenger RNA of Penicillium cinerascens, 749 nucleotides long. RefSeq lists its product as uncharacterized. The transcript is spliced from 2 exons. NCBI's taxonomy places the organism in Eukaryota, Fungi, Ascomycota, Eurotiomycetes, Eurotiales, Aspergillaceae. The record is from RefSeq and is a predicted model, not a curated record. Bases 24 to 749 code for a protein of 241 amino acids.